UUGCAUGCACGGGAGCCCGACAGUGCUCCCUCUAGCGGCGAGAGGCGGAGAAGCAGCCUCUGGGUGGCGCGAGCCACGGGGCGGGGCCUAGAAGAGUCGGGCCGGGCGGAGAAGGGCUCCUCCGAGUCCUGCUGCUGCUGCCGCCUCACUUGUUGCACGACGGGCCGGUCGGUGCGACUCGCUGGAUGAGCAGAGCAGCCGCAGGAUGCUCCGCUGCGCUCUCCCGGCGAAGGCAUCAUGGAGGCUGGCGCAGACGCCUCCAGGCACUGGAGCAGCAAUAUGAUCGUAUUUUCAAGGUCACCAUACAAUGGAUGGAAGAACAGACUCUUUAGUGAUGACUGUGCAUCUGCUUGCCAGAUCGGGGCAUGCAUUACUCUUGCAGCAAACCAUUGAUAGGCUUCAGGAAUGGAUAUGCCUAGAUGUGUGUCUCUUCCUUGUCUCAGAGCGUGCAUCUCCAGUGAAGUAUUAUGAGACAUAUCGAAAAAAGGGCUCCAGGUUCCCUGGAACGUCUGUCCUGCUUUUCUUGCACGAGGACUUUGGGGAAGACCGUAUCUUCCAAAUCCAUGACUUUUUCCAGCGCCCACCCUGGCAGCAUGUCCAAAUGGAGAGCACCAGUGGGAAGCCAGCUCCCAAUGCUCUUGUUAAUCAGGACUUCUAUGGACUGGAUGAGCAUAUGCCUGUGUGGGGAGUGAGACAAGUUCAUUACGGCACUGAAAUCCUGCGCAUCACUGUCUACUGUAGCUUUGAUAACUAUGACGAUGCGGUGAGGCUCUAUGAGAUGAUCUUGCAGAAGGAAGCAACCGUGCAGAAAAACAGCUUCUGUGCCUUCGUACUGUACACGACAAAAAGCAUUGCGGUUCAGCUCUGCCUGAAGCAGCUGCCUCUGGGAAUGUCUGUGGACUCGAAGGAAUCUUCGGUGUUGCAGUUCAAGGUGCAUGAAAUCGGCCAGCUGGUUCCGCUUCUGCCUAAUCCCUGCGUCCCUAUAAGCAGCACUAGGUGGCAAACCGAAGACUAUGAAGGAAACAGGAUCCUGCUGCAGGUUCAAGGCAGCUCUAAGCACAACAUUAACCAGGAUUCAUUCUCCAGUUGGCACAACCAUGCAAAGGAGGAAGGGGUCCCCCGCUAUUCCACGCCAUCUCCUCUGGCUACCAGAAAAAUUGCAGCCCAGCCGAAAAGCCGGACACUUAGAGCUAUGAAGAAUAAAAACAAAUUUGCACAGUGUGGGGCAAAUGGUCCAGAAAAUACCUGCAGUCCCUCGCAAAGCCACUUUUGUUCUUCCUCAUAUAGUCGAACGGGCUCUUCUCUACAGGAUCUAGGCCCUUCCUACCUGAAUUUGGGCACCAAACUGAGGCAUUCCAGCCAUGAACUCUGGCUUUUCAAGGGGCAGGAAGAGGAGGAGACUAAUGUUGAUACAGGCUGCAGAGUGGUCCCUUUUGACUCUCCACUGGACCGAUUUUCAAGGGACUUGCAGAAUGGCCUCCCUCCGUCCCAGGCAUCCUGCUCUUCGUCCACAAGAGCUGGCUCCAGAGUCACCUUGUACUCUGAGGACAGAAGCCGGCUGUCAUUCAAUAUUGCCAAAGUAAAUAAAGAAUCAGAGCAGAGACAGUUGGAUUCUCUCCUAGGAGUAUCGAAAGCAAGCCAUGGGAAAGAUGAGGAAGAGGAAUUUUUUAUAUGACUUUAAAAGUUGACUUCUCAGUGCCUUAUUUCUGGAAUAACAGAGAGAACAAUCUGUAUGCUGCACAAGGACGCUGUCCUUGUGCAGAUACCCCAGCUGCCUAUACUACCUUUUUAUAGUAGCGUGAAAAGAAAGCGUAACAAUAGUUUGCAAGAGAACAAAACUUUAAUGGACAAUUGAUUAAUGCUAAACGGACUAAGUGUUUCUUUGAGUGUGUGUUUUUAAGGAGGGUUGUGAGAUAAACUUCAUGUGCCAGAGGGUUAUUGUGCAAUAGGUUGAAAGAAGCCAUUCAUUUAAUGCCCACCAAGCUUCCUAAAUUCCAUUAGAAACCUGGGAGGCAGAAACCUACUUCACUAGUUUUAGCAUCUGUGUGGUGUAAUAAUUCUGUAUUCUAGAAUAGAGAAGGGCUGUGUGCUUUGUUGUGCAAGAGAACUAUGACCAGAGCUCUGCAUUUGUGCAACAGCAACUUUGAGACUAUUGGAAAACACGUCAAGAUUGUCCAAAAUAAGGCUCAACUUCACACAGUACCCCAGUGCCUUGGGAUUGUGGGCUUGGUGUGCCCUGGAAGGAUUUUACAUCCAAGGCUCACAUGCAAAGAGGAAAGCACUGCUUGCUCCCAAAGCGCUGAGGCAUUGUGUGAAGUCAAGGUUUAAUCUUGGGUCCCUGUGACAUCCGAACCGGCCAUGGCUGUAUUGCAGUGACUUGUAACUAGUGACUAGUGCCUGCGUUAAGCGACCACCACAGUUUGUCGAGGUGGUAGCUGGCUGCUUGCUAACAAAGUUCUUGAUGUUGGGUAAGAUGAGAAAUGGCUAGAUCCCUCAUGUCCCACCAAAUGAACUGGGUGUAUUGCCUUUUUAAAGUAAUGGGUAAGAACAUACAGGAUUGCUGGACAACUUGGACUAAGGCUGAAGACAUCUGGGAGUAAGCCCCAUUAAAAAUGGUAGGACUUGUUUCUGAGUAAAUGUGCAUAGGACCGCCCCUCGUUGUGUAGUCUCCCUGUUGAAAUGGAGAUGUGUGAGGCUUCUUCUCAGGAGCUGCUCUUGUCUUCAUUCUGUCAGAAGUGUAUGCAACAGCACAGGACUGCACACCUUUGUCCCUCCUACAGAUGCUAGGCUAAAACUCCCAUCAUGCCUUACUUUUGGCCACUGGCUGGGGAUGAUGGGAGCUGUAGUCCAAACCCUGCUAGAGGGCCAAAUUGUGCAGCCCUGCACGAGCAUUUUAGAGCUGAUUCUUGCUUUGCUUGGGGCCUAGACACAGCAUAGACCAGGGACAAGCAACCUUGGUUCGCCAGCUCUUGUUGAACUACAACUCCCAUCAUCCCUAGCCACCAUUUAUUCAACUGCAACUGGAGAGCCAAGGUUGCCUGUCCCUGGAAUACACAGUGUUGUUGUCCACUAGUUUGCUGCCAUUGUACAGAUCUCCUCCUCCCAUCUUUACACCAUCUGUGUGAGCUGCUGCUGUAUAUCUUCUGGAGUGAACAUCCUCUGACCUUUUCUCACCAUAUGCAGUGCACGCUAGAAGCACCAUACUGCAUAAUAUUCAAAGCAAGCUGGGUCUACAUUUGGCUGAGCCAUAAGGCUAUUUCUGUCUAUUCAGGCUUAGCUGACAAUACCCAAUAGCUAGUCCUGGAGCCCAGAGAAAUGUACACCAGGGCUCUGGAAAGUGAUACACCCCUAUCACUUUCCCAGCACAUAUGCUGGAGGUGAUGGAAUAGAUAUGCCCUUGCACAGUUGAGCUAGAAUCAUGCAUAACAACAUGUGCAGGUGUAAGAACAUAAAAUAAAUGGUUACAUGUA
Hemicordylus capensis (graceful crag lizard) is the source of this 3470-nucleotide messenger RNA. It is a transcript of the gene FAM124B, whose product is annotated as family with sequence similarity 124 member B. NCBI's taxonomy places the organism in Eukaryota, Metazoa, Chordata, Lepidosauria, Squamata, Cordylidae. The coding region runs from base 308 to 1675 and encodes 455 amino acids. Gene Ontology annotation, cellular component: nucleoplasm. The record is from RefSeq and is a predicted model, not a curated record. The transcript is spliced from 3 exons.